Molecule: messenger RNA, 2589 nt
Organism: Closterium sp. Yama58-4
Lineage: Eukaryota; Viridiplantae; Streptophyta; Zygnematophyceae; Desmidiales; Closteriaceae
Source: the annotation of a GenBank genome assembly
AUGACUGCUGACGUGAAAAGCUCCCACUGUCUUUUCCCUCUCCUCUCCAUGGCGCAUUCCACGCCUGUCCCUGCUGAUCUCGGCGCGUCAGCGUUUGCAGCGUCCUCGCUUCGCAGUACAGCAACGCUUCCCUCGGAGCCAUUGAGAGAGGAAGGAGUUGACCGCCUUCAAUCCGUUAGGCCGUUCGAUCUCUCGCUGCCCUCACACAAUUCGUUCUUAACUUCUCAAGCCGCUCGGUCUUCCAUAGUCGCGUCAGCGAUUAAUGCAGCAGCAACGGCUACAGACUCGGCGAAGCUGGCCAAUCAGCAGCAUUUUCUCCAACCAAGCCCUUGUCUCCCAUCGCCGGUUGAUGUCAGCUUACCUAUCGCCAUUCCCUCCGCUCUUCGCGGGACGGCGGUAGUGGCAGUAACUGGCGCGGGGAUCGAGGCGAAUGCGCUGAGCCCGCAUUCCACGCUGAGUGGCGGAAUAACGCACAAGCUGUUCCUGAGCACGCAAUCCUUCCGCAGUUUCCCCCCCAACCUCCCCCUUUCCGCGCUUGGCUCAUGCUCCUCCUCAGGAUCGUCGGGUUCCUCCUCCCCAUGUGGCGGAACGGGGGACCGCGGAUCGCAGUCGCUUUCUGUCAAGCGACAGGGUUCGGAGAACCUGCUGAAACGGAUUAAUUUUAGCAUGUCAAUGCCGAAUUUGAACGGAUGGUUGAGGAAUAAAGACAGGCGGUUCGAUGAAGGCGGCGCCGGAGGUUCUGCACACGGACCGGACGAGGGGAGCGACUUGUCGGCUAUUUUUGAAGUGCCGCAAAGCGCCGCGCAAAGUGCGGAGCGAAAUGCGGAGCGAAACGCCGUGCAGAACGCAGUGCAAAUCGCGGUGCAAAACGUGGAUGCUGGACAGACUGGGAUCACGCUGAGCCGCAGCCACAAGGAACCUGUGCGAGAAGUGUCGUGGACUGGCUCAGUGGUUGUGACUGAAGACGAGGAGACUACAGCGAGGUCGCCAGGCGAGUCGUCGCGAGGAAAGUGGCGAAUCACGCGAAGCAGUCGCAGCCAUCGCGAGCAUCACUCGCGAACGGGCUGGGCGGCGAUUGGCGACAAGAUUCGCCUGUCGUCGCUGUCGUCGAGUCGGCUACUGCCGUCGAGUCGGAGGAAUUUUCUGAGAAACUCUCCAGGGUCUAUGAAUGCGAUAAGCCUCACCGGACCCCUGGGUCCCGCGGGAGGGGAGGAUUUAAUCAGCAUGAGCCUUGGCCAAUCCUGUGGCGCUCCUGCUCCAGGAAAUCCGCAAAUGCCAGCGGGAGGCGCGGCGGAAGCGGCGGUCGCGGAAGGGGCGCGCGAUGGGCAGGGAGCGGACUGCGAGGGUGGCGAGCCCGAGCUGUUAGGACUAGAGGCGGAGGAAGGGAUAGUCGUCUCCUGGUCUUUAAAUAACGACGCUGCGGCGCGGGGGAACGGCGGAGCGACGUGCGCGGCGGCGGAGGGAGCGGAGUGGGCGGAGGGGGUAGCGGGGGAGGACCGCAUGCAGGUGGUGGCCUCCGGUAACGGCUACGUAUUUUCCGCCGUGUAUGACGGGUUCACCGACACGUCAGCAGCCGAUUUUCUCGUCGCUAAUCUGCACUCGCGCUUCGCGCAGCAAUUAGUCGCCCGCGGGUUGGAUUUCGGAGAGGCAAACUCGAAUACCUCUCUUGCCACGGAAGGAGGGGAUCACGGUAAGGUCGCGGACGCGUCGCGGCGGCAUGAGAUGGUCCUGCAAGCGCUAGCGGCGGCGCUGAGCGAAACUGAAGCGGCGUAUUUCGAGUCGUUAGAGGAGCGAAUAGCGGAGCGGCUGGAGCUGGCCGUGGCGGGCGCGUGCCUCGUGGUGGCCGUGGUAGCUGGACGCGAGCUGUACGUUAUGAACCUCGGGGACUGCCGCGCCGUGGUCGUCGCGGAGGACGGGCAGGCGGAGGAGGCGGGGGAGGCGGGAGAGAUGGGAGAGGUGGCGGAGGCGGAGGGGGAGGGGCGGAAGAAGGUGGGGGAGUUGCGGGCGACUCAGCUGACGGAGGACCACAACAUGAACAACGAGAAGGAGGUGGAGAGGCUGCGAAGGGAGAGGGCGGACGACCCUGACGCGAUCACAAAGAUGCGAGUCAAGGGCAAGCUCAAGGCCACAAGGGCGUUUGGUGCCGCCUACCUCAAGAAUCCGCGAGUCAACGCCAUGCUCCUCGGCAUGCUGCGAGUGCAGUACGUGGGGUCUCAGCCCUACAUCUCCUCCUCGCCGCAUCUCCACCACCUCACUCUCUCCCCCUCUGACCGCUAUCUCGUCCUCUCCUCCGACGGCCUGUACCAACACAUGACCCCUGCCGAUGCUGCUGCCUCUGUGUCUCGUGCACUGGCUUCUGCGGAUAAGGCUUCUGGUGCUGGUGGCGCCGGUGCUGAGGGUGGAUGUGGGGGUUCGUGUAAGGGCGCCUGUGGGCCGAAUCUUUCACAUGUGCUGGUGCAGGAGGCGCUUGAUCGAGCUGCAAGAAGAGCAGGUAUGACGAUUGAACAACUCCUUCAAAUACGUGCAGGCGAUUACCGCCGACAAUUGCAUGACGAUUUGUCUGUUACAGUUCUGGAGCUUCAAUGCUAG